GAAGCUUGUAGCAAUGUUUCUAUACACAGAAAUAUCUCCUUUUAUUUUUUCAAUUUCUGUUUUUUUGAUUUGGAUAUCAUUCAAGUGGAUUAGUUCCAAGUCUAAAAACAAAAGAAACUUACCACCAUCCCCGUGGAAGCUCCCAUUCAUUGGAAAUCUCCACCAGCUAGGAGGGAGCCUCCAUCUGUCUCUCUUGGACUUGGCCAAGAAACAUGGUCCACUUAUGAUGAUUCAUCUUGGUAGCGUGCCGAUGCUUGUAGCCUCGUCUGCAGAAGUAGCUGAAAAAAUCUUGAAAACCCAUGAUUUAGUCUUUUGCAGUAGACCCCAUUUAAAAAUCCCUAACGCAAUUUUCUAUGGUUCCAAGGAUAUAGCAUUUUCUCCAUAUGGAGAGUAUUGGAGACAGUUGAGAAGCAUUGCAGUACUCCACCUUCUAAGUAAUAAACGAGUUCUAUCAUUUAAAAAAGUCAGGGACGAAGAAACGGCUUUGAUGAUGAAAGAAAUUGGAGAAAGUUGUGGUUCUAUAGUUAAUUUAAGUGAGCUGAUAGUUUCGUUUACAAAUAAUGUGAUUUGUAGGGUGGCCUUGGGUAAAACGUAUCAUGGCUUAAAGUUUAAGAACUUGCUGGCACGAAUGAUGGGUCUAUUAGGAGUUCUUAGCAUUGGGAGUUAUAUUCCAUUGUUGUCAUGGGUUGAUCGUUUGAGUGCUUUAAAUUACAGAACAAACGAAGUUUGUAGAGAGUUGGAUGAGUUUCUUGAGGGUGUGAUUGAAGAACAUAUAACUCAAAGAAGGGAGACAAAUGAUUCAGUUUGCGGAAGCGAUGAAGGUCAAGAUUUAGUAGACAUCUUGCUUGAUGUCCAGAAAGAAAAUGCAGGUGGCUUCAUCGUUGAUAAAGAUUCCAUCAAAGCUGUCAUAUUGGACAUUUUUGCUGCUGGAACUGAUACAACAUCCACUAAUAUAGAGUGGGUUGUUAGCGAGCUAGUAAGACAUCCACGAGUGAUGAGAAAAUUACAACAAGAAGUAACAGAUGUAGCAAAUGGAAGAUCUAUGAUUUCUGAGGAGGAUUUAGACAAAAUGAAGUACCUUAAGGCUGUCAUCAAAGAGACGCUUCGGUUCCAUCUUCCACUCCCACUACUUGUUCAGCGAGAAACCACUCAAGAUGUGAAACUUAUGGGGUAUGAUAUUGCAGCACGUACACCGGUGGUUGUAAAUGCUUGGGCGAUAGCAAGAGAUCCUGCAGUGUGGAAAGAACCAGAUGAUUUCAAGCCUGAAAGGUUCUUGAACAGUUUUAUUGACUAUAAAGGGCUCCAUUAUGAGUUCAUUCCAUUUGGCGCUGGCCGGAGAGGGUGUCCGGGCAUUCAAUUUGCUAUAGUAGUUAAUGAGCUUGCUUUAGCAAAUUUGGUAUACAAAUAUGACUUGGCAUUGCCAAAUGGAAAAGGAGGGGAAGAAUUGGACAUGAGUGAGAUGUUUGGGAUUACCGUGCAUAAGAAAUCCCCUUUGCUACUUGUGGCGACUCCUAGAUUUUAGUCGUUACAUGUAAUUUAAUGCUUUAAGAAGCUAAACAUCUCUAAUCCUCUAUCAAUACUAAAUAUCUUUAUCUUAUGUAUUUGUA
Erigeron canadensis is the source of this 1607-nucleotide messenger RNA. RefSeq names its product cytochrome P450 Tp4149-like. Lineage: Eukaryota; Viridiplantae; Streptophyta; Magnoliopsida; Asterales; Asteraceae. Bases 14 to 1522 code for a protein of 502 amino acids. The transcript is spliced from 2 exons. Gene Ontology annotation, molecular function: oxidoreductase activity, acting on paired donors, with incorporation or reduction of molecular oxygen; monooxygenase activity; heme binding. The record is from RefSeq and is a predicted model, not a curated record.